AUGCCAACUUUGUCCACGCAAGUCGACGCUCCAAAUAUUGGAUUUCCAUGCUUUGCGCCUCAACAAGAGUUCGCUUCAAAAUUUGGAUUUUCAUGCAUACCCGCACUAGUAGUCGCUGCAAAUAUUGAAUUCUCUUUCUCUGCGCCCGCACAAGUAGUCUCUCCAAAACUUGGAUUUUCUUAUCCAACGCUUGCUCAAGUUGGUGCUUCAAAUCCUGGAUCCGCCUUCCGAGCUCUUUAUUUUCUAUAUCUCGCGGGUCUAUCUCACGCAGUUGUCUAUAUUCUUCAGGAACGAUUCCACCUUCCCUACCCUCGUGACUUCGCCGUCGUCGACCUCCGCGAUUUUGUUCAGCCAUUGGUUGAAGCUAUUCCCUACCUCUUACCCACUUUAUUGUUUAUUCUCUCUUCCUUCUCAAGAAGAUUUAAGUAUGGUGACUUGGGUAAUGGUGAUGGGUUGGCCACCAUCACUGGUGGCUAUGGUGUCUCAAAAGCUUGUGCAACCUUCGCAUCCAUGGACUUUCCCCUAUGCUUCUCGGUUUCUUCUGCUCGUGCCCCACAUGAUUUCGUGGCUGGUUUCCAUUCUUUUCUUAGUUCUCCAUCACAAGAUCUCUCUUGGUUUCCAUUUCUGGUUGUGAAACUUGCAUUCCAUCUCGCCUUCUAUGCUGCCAAGUUGCUGAAGAAGACUUAUUUUAGUGGAGGAACGGUUGCUGCAUCAAUUGCUGACAUUGAUUUUAUUAAAAGAAGAGAAGGUAUUGAAGAACUGUUUGAGGAUGGCACUGUUUCAUUCUUGAGCAUAGCAUCUAUCCGCCAUGGCUUUAAAAUCCUGAAUUCUCUUACUGUACCAGCAAUAUCAUGGCAUACAACAUCUCUUGCCUUGUAUACAAGGAAAAUGCUUUUGGCCCUGAGGCAUGGCAAUGGAUCUAGUAUGUGCUUCCUCUAUGGACGUCAUAAUUCAAUGCGUGUAGAAAUGGAGCACUGUGAUCCGCAAGUACACAGAAGGGAUAUGAAAAAUAAAGGAAGAAAUGUUGUGUGGUCAAUUGCAAUGGAUAAAUGCCUAAUUGAAGCUCUGGUUGUUCAAGCAAAAAAUGGAAACAGAAUUGACAAAUGUUUCAGUGAAAAUGCAUAUGUUGCUGUCUGUGUAGCUGUAAACACUCGUUUCAACUUAAAUUUGAAUAAUCAGAAAAUUAUCAACCGUCUGAAGACACUUAAGAAGAGGUAUAAAGUAAUAAAAGAUGUGCUAAGUCAAGAUGGUUUCUGGUGGAAUCCAAAUACAAAGAUGAUCGAGUGUGAUCGUGAUGAGCUUUGGAAGAGAUAUGUUUCGACACACCCUGAUGCAAAAGGAUUUCGCGGAAAGCAGAUAGAUAUGUAUGAUCAGCUUAAAGUUGUUUGUGGGAAUGAUCAAGCUCCUGGUCGUUGGGCUAAGAUGAAGGGUGAUAAAAAUCAAGUGGACAUGAAGAACUGUGAAGAUGAAUCAGCCUCAUUUGCAUCUCCCAGUUCAGAAAACAUGAGUGAGACAGAUGGAACUGAGUCUUACAGUGUGCCUCCAGAGUAUGGUCAGAUACCGGAGCCUCCUGCGGUUCAACCUCUGAGACAACUUCCCAAACGUCCUUGCAGUUCAGAUGCUCUUCAGGAUGCAUUGAUGACGGUGGCAUCAAGCAUACAACGAUUGGCUGAUUCAAUGGAGCACAGCAAAUGCACAAUUGAUGCUGCAGAGCUAUUUCAGGCUGUGAUGGAGAUAGAUGGGUUGGAAGAGGGAAAACAGAUGUAUGCAUUUGAAUAUUUAAAUGUUGAUCCUGUCAAAGCCAGAGCUUUCCUGACUUACAAUUCUAGGAUGAGAAAGAUAUACUUGUUUAAACAGUUCUGGUGGUGGAGGGGAGGGUGA
Messenger RNA from Gastrolobium bilobum, 1881 nucleotides. RefSeq lists its product as uncharacterized. The record is from RefSeq and is a predicted model, not a curated record. Lineage: Eukaryota; Viridiplantae; Streptophyta; Magnoliopsida; Fabales; Fabaceae. Bases 1 to 1881 code for a protein of 626 amino acids. The transcript is spliced from 7 exons.